Salarias fasciatus (jewelled blenny) is the source of this 1125-nucleotide messenger RNA. Its product is annotated as 3 beta-hydroxysteroid dehydrogenase/Delta 5-->4-isomerase-like. Lineage: Eukaryota; Metazoa; Chordata; Actinopteri; Blenniiformes; Blenniidae. The record is from RefSeq and is a predicted model, not a curated record. Gene Ontology annotation, biological process: steroid biosynthetic process. Gene Ontology annotation, molecular function: oxidoreductase activity, acting on the CH-OH group of donors, NAD or NADP as acceptor. The transcript has 3 exons. The coding region runs from base 1 to 1125 and encodes 374 amino acids.
AUGUCUCUGCGAGGCGAUGUGUGUGUGGUGACCGGGGCGGCCGGAUUCCUGGGGAAGAGGCUGGUGAGGCUGCUGCUGGAGGAGGAGCGGCCGGCCGAGAUCAGGCUGCUGGACAAACACGUCCAGCCUGAAGUCCUGGACGGCCUGGAGGACUGCCGGGGCGACUCCAGGCUGACUGUGCUCGAGGGCGACGUCCGAGACGGAGACUUCCUGAGGACGGCCUGCCGGGGGGCGACGGUCGUCUUCCACACGGCCUCCAUCAUCGACGUCAGGGACUCGGUGGAGUACGGCGAGAUGUACAGCGUCAACGUGCGAGGAACGCAGCUGCUGCUGGAGGCCUGCGUCAGCGAGAACGUCUCGUCCUUCAUCUACACCAGCACCAUCGAGGUGAUGGGGCCCAACCCGGCGGGCGACGCCGUCACCAACGGCACCGAGGACACGGCCUACAAGAGCUCGCUCAAGUUCAACUACAGCAAGACCAAGAAGGAGGCGGAGGACCGCACGCUGGCGGCGCACGGCGAGGCGCUGCCGGGCGGCGGCCGGCUGGCCACCUGCGUCCUCAGGCCCAUGUACAUCUUCGGCGAGGGCUGCCGCUUCCUGCUGGGCCACAUGGCGGACGGGGUCCGGAACCGGGACGUGCUGUUCCGCAUGUCGCGGCCCGAGGCGCUGGUCAAUCCCGUCUACGUGGGGAACGUGGCGGCCGCCCACCUCCAGGCGGCCCGGGCCCUCCAGGACCCCCGCCGGCGGGAGCGGGCGGGGGGGCAGUUCUACUUCGUGUCCGACGACACGCCGCCCGUCAGCUACUCGGACUUCAACCACGCCGUCCUGGCGCCGCUGGGCUUCGGGAUCCAGGACCGGCUGCCGCUGCCGUUCCCCGUCUUCUACGCCUUCUGCCUGCUGAUGGAGGCCGUCUGCGCGCUGCUCCGCCCCUUCGCCCGCCUGGUGCCGCCGCUCAGCCGCCAGCUGCUCAUCAUGCUCAACACGCCCUUCAGCUUCUCCUACCAGAAGGCCCGGCGGGAGCUGGGCUACGUCCCGCGCUACGGCUGGGAUGAGGCGCGGCGCCGCACCACCCAGUGGCUGGCCGAGCAGCUGCCGGCCCAGCGAGACAAGCUGAGGAGGAAGUGA